AUGCUCAAUUUCGAAUAUGACCAUAGAAGUAAAAGGGAGCUGCCUGCAGGAGAUGAGGACGAACGAAGCCAUACCUCGACGCGCCGAGCGCGCCGCUUCUCUUAUGAUGACUAUACGGUCGGCUGGAUCUGCGCACUUCCGCUGGAGAUGAAUGCCGCCAAAGCCAUGUUGGACGAAAAGCACAACAGUCUGCCCAACCCCAUCGACGAUGACAACGUGUACACGCUGGGGCAGAUGGGUUUUCACAACGUGGUUAUGACUUGUUUACCCUCAGGCAUAUAUGGCACAACCUCAGCAGCCCUAGUUGCAAACAAGAUGCAAUCCACUUUUAGAUCGAUCCGCUUCGGAUUGAUGGUUGGUAUCGGAGGUGGGGCACCCAGCAAAUUUGCAGACAUUCGCCUAGGUGAUAUCGUUGUUAGCAAGCCAACGGAGAAUUUUGGGGGAGUUGUGCCGUAUGAUUACGGCAAAGCCAUCCAGGAAGGCGUGUUCAAACGAACUGGCACUUUGAACAAACCACCACAGGCACUUCCAAAAGCAGUUUCAUCUUUACAAGCAGACAAGUUAAAGUCUAGUAAGAUUCUGGCUUACUUGUCCGAAGCCGCGGCUAAGGACCCAGAUAUGACGGAUGAAUUCACAUUCUCUGAUUGUCGAGAAGACUGGUUAUUCGAAGCUCAAUACGAACACAAUGACUCCGAGACAACCUGCAAUGGCUGCGAUAAAAGUAGGCUAGUAACUCGAUCUGCUCGAUCUACCAGAGACCCGGUCAUCCAUUAUGGGCUAAUCGCUUCAGGAAACCAAGUAAUGAAGCAUGCGAGUACCAGGGACCGGUUGGCCAGUGAGUAUGGCAUUCUUUGUUUCGAAAUGGAAGCUGCCGGUUUGAUGGACCAUUUCCCAUCUCUGGUUAUCCGCGGAGUCUGUGACUAUUCGGAUUCGCACAAAAGCAAGACGUGGCAAGCAUACGCUGCGGCAGUUGCCGCAGCAUAUGCCAAAAUAAUACUCUCUGUGGUCCCCGUUACUCAGAGUUCCAGAGCAGUUGCGACAACAAUUGCUAAACCGAGCGUAGACCUGGCAAAUUCCGAUUUUCCAGAAGGUAGAGGGACUCGAAAUCUCGCCAUAGACGAAGCAGCACGCAUGCAAAAGGCCAAUAUUUUGACUUGGCUAUCGACGUUCCACUAUCGACAGAAAUACACCGACCUCUGUAAACGACGAAUGAAGGAUACAGGACAAUGGCUACUCAAUAGUGACACUUUCCAACAAUGGUUGUCAAAGGGCCAGUCCCCGUAUCGUCCAGUAUGGUGCUGUGGCGAUCCAGGCACAGGCAAGUCGGUACUUGCAUCUUUAAUGAUUGACCAUAUUAUGGCUAUUUGUUCGAGCGCCGCUAGAAGCAAAGCCAUAGCGUACCAUUUCGUUGACCAUCUCGAUGAAGCCAGUGGAAACUGUCUUACUAUUUUACGGAGUAUUCUACACCAGCUCAGUGAACAACUUGAUCCACUGCCAAUGGUCAUCACGACAUUAUUUGAGGAUCUCUACAAGAAAGGAAAAGAGAUAGGGUUCGACGAGACGAAGCUUGCAAUUCGAGCAUGUAUCAACAUGCUCGAUCAAGUUUUCGUGGUUAUUGAUGCCCUCGACGAGGCCCCAGCUCAAGAACGAAGCAGCUUGCUGUCCACUAUCAAAGAAUUUUCCUCACAAUGUAAAAUCAUCGUCACAAGCCGCCCACACUUGGACGAUAUCUCUCGCACUUUCCACGACGAUCCCAGCAUUGAUGUCACAGCACAGGACAGCGAUCUCCAGCUCUAUCUUCGUUCUCGGAUGUCAUCUACCUGUCAUUCCUUCGUUGGAAAUGAGGAUUUCAUGGACCAGAUCAUUCACACGAUCAUAGAACAUGCACAUGGUUUGUUCCUCCUUGCUGUUCUACACAUCGACAAUGUACUGAACGAGCCAACCAUUGGGGACGCGCUUGUCGCCCUCUCCAGCAUUUCGAGCAAUCUUCAGUUGACGUUUCAGACCAUGUUGAAAAGAAUUGCAAACCAACAAAAUCAAAAUCGAGUCGGUCUCGCAACACGGGCGCUUGCAGUCUUAGCAUACGUCAAAAGACCUCUCCAAGCCAUUGAACUCUGUGAUAUUCUCUCAGUGAGACCAAACCAGACGCACUUGAAUAGUCUAUUUCGCCCGUCUUGUGCCACUGUCCUGGAUUGCUGCGGAGGAUUGGUGGUUUUGGACAAAAACACUUCAACCAUACAUCUUGUCCACUACACGCUACAGGAAUAUAUCCGAACCGACCCUUUUGGCCAGGAGAUUGCCCCUCCGACCACCGUUGCGAGAUUGUGUCUGGAAUACCUCGGGAUGGACGACUUUGCAUCUGGAUCAUUUGCAAAUGAACAAGAAAUCUUUACAUGUAUCAUGUCAUAUCCAUUCUACCCUUACGCGGCAAGGUGGUGGGGACAUCAUGUCAAUGGCGACAAAUCUCUAAUCGGUUCUACACUCGAUCUCCUGUGGUCCAGUCCCCAUCGAGCCACACUGGCACAGGUAUUUAUGUAUGAUGCCGGACUACGGGAAGAGUACUGGUGUGCAGAGGAAGCAAACAGCAACAAUCCAUUAACAGUAGCCGCUUGGUAUCACAUGCAUGAAGUCUCACGGAUCUUACUUGAUGAUGACUGUAUACCUGUGGACAGCGCCACAUCGCUGGGGACAACUGCACUGAUACGAUCGACAUCAGAGAAUGAUGUAACUCUGGCAAAGAUGCUCAUUGAGCGUGGUGCGGACCCAUAUGGGUGUAAUUGGUAUGGUUCGUCUCUUCACUGCGUUGCGGAAUCCGGCCAUUGUGAGGUGAUGGAAUACCUACUUAAUUUAGGGUUGGACGUCGAUUCGCGAGAUCACCAUGGCCGAACUCCACUACACUGUGCCGCUCAACGGGGUAGAUCCGGUGUUGUCAGAUUGCUGCUAGACAGAGGUGCUUCCAUCGAUGUUAUCAGCAACGCGGGCCUAACUCCGCUUGGGGAGGCAGUGCUGAGCCAACAAGAUUGCGAUUUUUGCUUCUUUCUUAUGGAACAGAUGGCAAUGGCUGGGACGGACGUUGGAUUAGUGGGACUGCUUGCUCUUUUGGACCCUGAUCAAGUUGAAGAUGUAUAA
Molecule: messenger RNA, 3129 nt
Organism: Exophiala bonariae
Lineage: Eukaryota; Fungi; Ascomycota; Eurotiomycetes; Chaetothyriales; Herpotrichiellaceae
Exons: 5
Coding region: 1-3129 (1042 amino acids)
Biological process (GO): nucleoside metabolic process
Molecular function (GO): protein binding; catalytic activity
Source: RefSeq, a predicted model, not a curated record